Molecule: messenger RNA, 2869 nt
Organism: Pseudo-nitzschia multistriata
Lineage: Eukaryota; Bacillariophyta; Bacillariophyceae; Bacillariales; Bacillariaceae
Source: the annotation of a GenBank genome assembly
CAACAGGUUCAGCAGAAGCUUCUGCUUCAUGAGCACCAAGAAAGGGCAAAGAUCAAUGGAAACGGCAAUAACAUCUAUUUGGAAAAAAUGCGGAAAGCACAARAUCAUCUCUCUAAGGAGCGAUUUGUUGCGCUAGCCAAUGCCCGCAUGAUGCUGCAACACGAAGUGAGACAACGCAAUGCGGAACAACAACUAGCGUUGACCGCUGCUAACAUGCAACAGAAGGCUGCUUUUUUGCAGAUUAUGAGUGGAGAAAGGGGACUGGGUCAUCCUACACCGCAACCCUCUGUAAGAAAUGGCAUAAGGAACAACGCCAAUGUUCUACUCAAUGCCGAAUACUUGCAGCAACUGCAAAUCGAAGYCAUGGUGAACCACCGUCGCCAAAGUAAGUUGACACAAAACGGUCUGAGAUUCCAAGUGCUAAAUUCAAAUGCAACCACGAACCCGAAUGCGAUUACAAAASUUGCUGCAAAUGGCGCUGUGGCAUCUCUCAAAUCACCGCCCGUGGUCAACCCUUCGAAACAGAUUGUUGCCGACAAGUUCAUUCAGAAGGCCAUAUUGAUGGCACGAGCAGACGAAGAGUUCGAAAAAGAACAGAAAGAAGAGCAAGUACAGCAGCAGAUUGCUGCCGACAAGUUCAAACGCCAGGAUAUGGCCCUCCAGAAGGCCAUAUUGAUGGCACGAGUAGAAGAAGAGCUCCAAAAAGARCAGCAAAAAGAACGAAUACAGCAGCAUGGACAGCAACGACGAGAACAGGAUGAAAGGUCACGGCAAGCUGCCAGUGUGAAGCCAGUGCUUUCCUUUAAUAAUACCGGCGAUUUGAGUGCAACUGAAGGUAACAUAAUGAAGAACWACGACAACAUUACUGCUAUGCUUAGAGCUCUCAGAUCUGGAGCCGGAGUAUCCGAUGAUUCCAAGAAAACCGUUGCGGCAAUCACUUCCGCGUUGUCAAUUAKCAGCAGUCUGAACGUGCAAAAAUGCCCCUUAGUUGACCUGCAGAAACAAUUAUUGUAUUUUGCGAAACAACACAAACAUCAACAGCAGAAUCAGUCAUGCCCAGCCCAAGCGAUGACACCCUCUUCGAUUUCUUCUCUGCCACCCCCAGUACAGUUGGAACUAUACCAUCGUCUCCUCGCGCAACAACAACAGGGCUUUACGAAUGCUACAAGCAAAAGCAGUGGAGCAAGGGCCGAUCUCACAAGUUCGGUCUUUGGUAAGGUCGUCAGAACUCUGCACGGUGCUAACAACAAUAACAGCAACAUCAGUACAAACAGYAACASAGAAAGUAAUUCCAAAUCGAUCAGCAUGAACAAAAACACAUUGAAACAAGCGCCGACUACUUCAUCCCCUACGUCCAAUUCCAYAGUYGCAGUUGAAACCAAAGGACCUGAUCCAAAACCGUCUACUGUAAGUGCGCGAUCGAUGAUCUUGUCAGCAGUUACAGCCGCCAAAGAUYAUCAGUUUCUAAACACUCCUCAGGUGCAACAACAGCAGGAACAGGUCAUGACCRGAAACCUGUCUCAGCAGGAAGCUGAGCGAAAGUCGUCUUUCGAUUGCGAUGCCUCUUUUCAUGACUCCACUUCAAUAAUUUUACCAUGCCGAGCUCGAGGAAUGCCCAUGGAUCAUAACGCGAAGGUAAGRAUUGAAGCGCAUUGUGUCCAACUGAUUGAUCAACCAACAUAUCAUUUUGCUGUUUUGAWUUCAUUUGAUUGUUCUCACCMAGGUGCCUUCGAACUAUUAUUUUUCAACAAACUCCCCUAAAUAGUCAGCCUAUUUUGUUAUUCCARAAAAUAUCAAGCAUGGAACUGAUCUAAUMUGCUCGCAUUUUGGCUGCCGGAACGCAGGYRUAAAGUUUCGUUACUGCAGCUAUUGCAAGCUUAGCGCAGCUAAAAGAAAUUUUUCCAAGCGGCAUCGACAUUCGGRAAAGAUUGUGGAAGUCGACGWUCCGAAGGAAGAAAAUUCGAAUUGCCACACUAUUAGCAGCUGCAGCAGUGAUAGCAAWAAUGCCAUGAACACAACAACUCAUACCAUCUGCACUACUGUGAAACCUACUAGCAACACAGAAGAAAAACGUUUUGGUUUGUCGCCAAAUCCGCCAAAAAUGAAGAUGGCGCUUGGUGAGACACCACUAUCAGCAUCGUCAUCGUCAUCGUCACUAGCAUCAACAUCAAAAUCAGCAUCAGCAUCAUUAUCAGCAUCAGCAACAGCAUCAGCAACACUAUCAGCAACAAUAUCGACAACGGUGGGAGCAAAAAUAGAAGCAUCAACAGCGCCAAUAUCAUCGUCAACAAAAACACCGACGUCAUCGCUGACAACAUCGCCGAAAAGGACGAUGCCUUUCAGCAGCAAUAUAACGGUAGAUAGGACAAACGAAAACGACCCUCAUGUUUCUGAGAAUAUUUCUGGGGCAGAAGAAUUUAGACCCAUUACYAAGCGGCGGCGGCAAGCAUGGAAAGACCUCUUGUUGAGUCGUCCAAAAUCGCAUCAAGACAACUCGCAGUUUAUGAUCGAAUGGAUCCAAGAUGUUCUUCGCGUGAGCGACUUGGAAAACAAUUCUUUUGGUGGCGAAUCAGGCGACAAAGAGAGACGGAACCCUUCUCCAAACCCUGAUAUGCACCGAGACGAGAUGCCGCAUGGCGACCAGAAGCGUUCCAAAAAACCAAAGAUGGGAGAGGUWAUGCACAAGAACAAACAAGAAGAGAGGAAAGCGAACCCAAACACACCCAAACCCUUCUCURUGGAGGAAUCAAAUCACAGCUCCGUCGGGAUUAAAGAUAUACUUCCUGAAGACAAUUCGACCUCGAGUGAAGAUUCUGUGGAUCUUUGAGUCCGAAAGAAAGUGCGUAGCAAAUAAGGAAAGUGGCGAGAA